Messenger RNA from Tarenaya hassleriana, 2176 nucleotides. RefSeq names its product transcription factor bHLH157-like. Gene Ontology annotation, biological process: regulation of DNA-templated transcription. Gene Ontology annotation, molecular function: DNA-binding transcription factor activity; protein dimerization activity. The record is from RefSeq and is a predicted model, not a curated record. Bases 271 to 1971 code for a protein of 566 amino acids. NCBI's taxonomy places the organism in Eukaryota, Viridiplantae, Streptophyta, Magnoliopsida, Brassicales, Cleomaceae. The transcript is spliced from 9 exons.
UCUCCUCAAAAGACAACAACGGCUUCUCUGUGUUUCAGAUUUCCUGUUUAUGGUUCUGCUCCGCAUAUUUCAACUUACAGUCUCUGGAUGAUUUUGGGUCUUUUUAUUUUACAUUCUCUUGUGAGAAUUCUGCAAGAUAUUUAAGCGGGAGAUCCAGAUUCUCUGCUAUUCGGGUUUCUGACCCGACCCGCGAUUUUUUUGGUCUGACGGUGCAUGACAUGAUUGCGAUUUCCGGGUCUUGAUUCUUUUUGCCCGAGGAGGAAGAAGGAGAUGGUCUCAGGGCUUAAGCAUACACUGAAGAGCCUUUGUUGCAGCCAUGGAUGGUCUUUUGCUGUUUUUUGGCGCUAUGAUCUCAGAAACUCCAUGCUAUUGACAGUGGAGGAAGCAUACCACGAUGAACUAACGCGUACAGUUGUGGAUGGUAUGCUUCGGCAGGAUCAUAUAUUUGGCCAAGGAAUCAUAGGAGAGGCUGCUUUAACCGGAAACCACCGUUGGAUGUUCCGCGACACAGCUAAAGACGUUUUCCAGGCGGAACAUGAUUUGCAGACUGUCUUGGUGGUUCCUAUUGGAUCGCGAGGCGUUGUUCAGUUGGGAUCCACCAACAAGAUUCAGAAGAGCACUGAAAUAUUGGAACAGACAGCGAGAGCGUUACAGCAGACUGGUCACAUCUCAGAAACUCUCGAUCUUGACGAGUUGUUUUCGACCCUAGCGCCUCUGGGAAGCUCGGAAUCUCUCCAAGGUCUCGCCUUUGAUGGGAUCUUCGCGGCUGGUUCGUGCUCUUUUCCGAGCCCCGAACCGCCGUCAUGUUUCACUUCUGAUAUCUGCGAGAUGUCGGGAAAGUCACAUGAUCCGUUCGAAGAUGAUGAUUUCGGGUUCGACAUUCUGAACUCGUACUCGCUGGACGAUCUUCAGCAGUGCCUCGCCGAUUCUCCUGGCCAGAACGCUUCCUUGAGCAGUGGUUCAUUGUCUCCCGGAUCCUUUCUUCAAGACAAGACUCUUGUGCAUUGGUCAGACGGUCAUCAGGAGACAUCUGUGGUCAGUGAAACUGAUCUCUUUGAUGUCUUGGGGCCGAAUUUCGAGGAUUCUUGCUCGACCCCUCCUAAAGGGCUCUUCUCAGAACUCAUAAGCAGCAGUUUCAGUAACUCUUCCAGUUCCGUCACCAACCAGACGCAUUCCCAAGAUUUCUGUUUGAAUCCCGCCAAAAGGAAAAAACUUGAAACUUCAUCCCCUCAGAGUUCAAGUUUCUUUGCACGGAGCUGCAACGUAAUGUCUCAGACAAUGAUGCAGACUGCCAGUUUCUGUAACCCUCCAAUCAAGCCAGAGACUUUUUCGAAACCGCAUUCGGGUUUUUGGAGCUGCAACUUUGGCGGGAAUUCGGAUUCAGGGCCGUCAAAGAAACCAGACGAAGCUGUGAGGAAGAAGAGAGCAAAGCCUGGAGAGAGCCGGAAGCCGAGGCCAAAGGACCGUCAGAUGAUACAAGAGCGUAUCAAGGAGCUAAGAGGGAUGAUUCCAAAUGCGGCGAAGUGCAGUAUCGAUGCGUUGCUUGACCUGACAACCAAACACGUGCUCUUCAUGCAAAGCGUCGCCAAGCACGCAGACAAACUCAAGCAAACAUAUGAGCCGAAGCUGGUGAAUCAGAAGGGUUCGUCGAUUGAAGAACAAGUGGCGGGAGAGAGAAACGGGGCGACUUGGGCGUUUGAAGUUGGAGAUGAGUCAGUUGUCUGUCCGAUCAUUGUCGAGGAUUUGAACCCACCUGGCCACUUGCAGAUCGAGAUGAUAUGCGAGGAAAGCGGGCAGUUCCUGGAGAUUGCAGAUUUAAUCAGAGGCUUUGGAUUAAACAUCUUGAAAGGAGCCAUGGAAACACGACACGGCAGAAUCUGGGCCCAUUUCAUUACAGAGGGAAGAGUGGAACGAGUGCAGGUGUUGUGGUCGCUUGUCCAACACCUUCAGCAAGAACAUCCCCUUCAUUAAUCUCUCUCCAAUCUUUCUUUGAUUUGGUUCCUAAUCCUUUGUGGCCCACAGUCGCAAUCUGUUUAUAGUAGACCAUAUGUCGAGUUAAUAUUUCUUUUUUUUUUUAUUAUUUAUUAAUAACAUAAAUGAGACCUUCAAUGUAUGGGCCUUGACGAGAUUACCCAUAGCCCCAAAUAUUGCCCGGAAACUUUGUUGGGUUGGGCUC